GACUACAUAUAGAUGCCUUAGGUACACGCACAGUGGAUCUAUUGCAGGGAGCGAGUAUCAAGUAAUGUGUCGUAGUAUGGUAUUAAUAAGUUCGAUGUACGAAGAAGAAGUCUGACGUGCGGUUUGUGUAACGGGGCCCUGAGUGAUAUAUAAGGGGAGAUAAAUCUAAUUUGACCAGAAACUUCUUGUUCAUCGUAGCCUACGUAUAAUACUCAUAUCUACUAGUAGUACUAUUACAUUAAUUGUAUAUUGUCAAUAGAAUUGCAGAGUAGAGUAGACUAGGCAUUAUGCACUAUAGAAUACAGACACUGAACCAGAAGAAAAGAUGAUUAUAACAUUAUGAUUAUAUACAAUGUUUGAUUGCUGUAUACUAUCCAUGGGGAAUAGAUAAAAUAGCUACAUGUAGAUAGAAAAAUUCAUUGUCGUGCAGAACCCAGGAGUGGAAUUGAAGAAGCCAAAGAGAAAUGUCGCUAAAGCAGAGGAUGUUGGCAUACUGUGCCUGUUCUUUGGGUUUUUCAUUACUGAAUCAUGUGUUUUUCUUUUAUUAUGUGAAAGUUUUCCUCAACUAUUAUAAGAUUGAGGAAGGAUGGUUCCAGUUUGCUCAAAUGUUAUAUUUAGUGUGGAAUAUGAUAAAUGAUCCAUUAUUUGCUUAUAUACAAGAUACGACUAAUUUUAGAUUAACUAAAACCAGAAGAGAAGCUAUCUUAUAUACGGCUCCAUUAUUUUCUCUCAGUUUUAUUUUAAUAUGGUUUCCAUGGGCUCAUGGAACGUGGGUAACUGGAUUACAUCUGAUAACAGCUUUGUGUUUAUAUGAUACUUUCUUUACUUAUAUUGGUUUAGCUUUUUGUUGUUUGUUUACUGAGAUUUCAUCAGAUCCUAAAGUUCGUCUUCAGUUAACUCAAUGGUCGAACAUUGCUGGUCUCUUAGCAUCUUUUUCUGUGUUUAUUUGUGAAUUUACAUCCGACAGUUUGAAAUCGUUUCAAGCAUUUCAGUUGACAACAGUUGGGAUAGCAGUUGUGGCUGCAAUAAUGAUGGUCUAUUGUGGAUUAUAUGCACAUACAGAACACGAUAUAAACUUAAUUCAGAGUGAUUCAAGCAAAGAAGAAGUUACCCAUAAAAAAUCUUCUGAAUCAUCUGUAUGGCGCCUCACCUGGCAAAUACUCUCAGAGAAAAACUUCAUUGCUUUUGUGAUAGUAAAUUUUUUUCAGGGAUUCCACAGAACUUUUUUUUCUAAUUUUGUUGCCAUAAUCUUUGAUGAGUUAAUACCAGAUGAUGUUGUGUCUUCUUCAAUAAGAAAAUCUUUUUAUGGAUCACUGAAUAUUGUUGCAUCAGUGAUUGUUAUCUUUGGUGUACCACUUGUUCAAAAUAUAGGAUAUUAUAAAACUAUAAAAUGGAGUUUUGUAUGGAAAAUAUUUGCUGGUAUAAUUAUGUUUAUGCUAGGACGUCAGUAUAUUAUAAUUAUGAUGAUUUAUGUUUUAUUAGACAGCGCCUUUUCCUGGGCGGCAUUUACUUUUUUCGUCAUUCCAAUGUCGGAAAUAGCUGACCAUGAUAUGUACAAGUACAAGCGAAGUCAUCCGAUCACAUCAAUGGUAUUUGGAACAAAUGCUCUUAUUGUUAAGCCUGCUCAAUCUCUGUGUCCAAUGUUAACAGUAGCCAUUUUAAACAGAUAUGGCUAUGAAGAACAUAAGACUGGAAAACUUGGUCUACAAGGUCUUGAUUCUCUUAAAGAUACAAUGUUUUUAUUAUUAUGUGGUUAUUCUUGUAUUUUAGGUAUCAUACAAUUAAUUAGUUGGUCUAAGUAUGUUUUAAAACAACAAAAAUCAACAAAAUUAGUCAUUAGUGUUCCAUCUCAAUUUUAAUUCAUUAUAUAUUUUAAAUGGAAUGGAUAUAUUCUUCAGUAUAUAACAUGAAAUACGGUAUUGAAUUUAAUUAGAGGAGAUGUAGGUGUUGUAUGCUCAUAAAUGCAUGACUAGGGAGAAACUUGCACCGCAAAUCUCCCCUCUUAAAUUUACACAGAAUGGAUUAAAAAGUGAUGAAACUUGUUUUGUUGUUAACUGAAGAAAUACUGACUACACCGUCAUAUGUCCCAUAAGAUCAUAAGGAAAUUUUAAAAGAGAAAGAUCAUUAAUGGUUUAACAAUACUUUUAGAGAAUUUAAGAAUGUUCAUAACAUUUUCAGAAAAUUACAGCAUUUAUUUGUAAAUACAUCUUCUGGGCAAAUAUUUUAUGGUUGUUAUUUGAAGAAAUUAAAUUUAUUAAUUAUUUUGUACAUAAAAUACUUAUAUUUCUUGGUUAGAAUAUUUGUUAUUUCUAUUUAUUGAGAA
Patella vulgata (common limpet) is the source of this 2323-nucleotide messenger RNA. RefSeq names its product transmembrane protein 180. The transcript is spliced from 5 exons. The record is from RefSeq and is a predicted model, not a curated record. Lineage: Eukaryota; Metazoa; Mollusca; Gastropoda; Patellidae. Bases 465 to 1859 code for a protein of 464 amino acids.